AGAGCGCGAGGGAGAGGAGGGGGAGUGUAUAAUUUGUGCAUGUGAGAGUGAGAAGGAGCCCGAGCGAGAGUUGUAUAAUCUGUCCAUUUUGUGUCUCCCUGCGUCUCUUUGUGGCCCCCUGGUUUCCAUGCGUCACGGGAGUUUAUAAUAAGGAAGGACCUGUGAAAAGUUGUGGACUGAACGGAACCGGGGGAACUCCUCCCGGUGACACACAGAGAGUCAGAGCAGGAGCAGUCCUCGCAUGUCUUUCAAGGCUGGAGCGGAGCUCGGAUUUGGACCCAAAGCAUCCCUGAGUGUGCGGGAGACUUUUGGAGCAUGCAGCUCGGUUCGCUGAUCAGGCGGCGCCGCGUAGGUCCAGACAAGCUUUUGAGGCGGAGCCUGUGGAGGGGGUGUGGUCCCCCUGGGGGGAGUGGUCAGAAUGUUCUCAAACUUGCGGCGUAGGCGUCUCACAGAGAACGAGGAAGUGCUUGGCCCCUCCUCCUCCUCCUCAGACCCGCCCCUUCUCCCCACCCAACUGGGCAGGGUAUGUCCCCGGACGCUCUGCGACCUCACCCGUGAGCCCGUACUACCAUUCCCGUUACCCCGGGCAACAUCCGUCGUAUCACUCUCCGUUGGUCUCCGCCAAUAACAAUGCGGGAUUGCCCCUGUAUGUGAACUCACCUGCUGCUGCUCCAGGACAGCCUGCUCGCUCACCUCCCUUUUAUCACCCAGAAUUUCCCUCGGCCAAUCAGGAUGCAGCUUCUUCUUACCGCUCUCCCUACUAUGUGCCUUCGCAAGGCUACAACCAGCCACCGAGAGUCUUUAGGAGGCCACCAAACCCAGGAGCAGAGAGAGCUGGAGCCGGCGGGAGCAGACGCUCAGUCCCGACCAAUCGGGAGGUUUCUACUUCAAGGAGACCUUCCGGGAUCCGUCCAGGUCAGUUUGGAUACGGCAAAGUUCCCUUCUCUCUGUCCCUGCAUCGGACCAACAGGCAGGCUCGCCACACGGUUAACAGCACCGAGGAGAACAUCGUGGCAGAAGAAGAGCAGAGGGGAGGAGAUGAAGAAGUCAACCAGGCGGCGAGGGAUGAGGAGGAAACAGGAGAGAUCAGUGACACGAAGGAGGAACCUGAAACAACCACUGACAGGCCCCGCCCACACGUGGACCCGAGAUCACACCCCCACACUGACCACGGCAGAAGCAGAGUCGCGUCCCGUCUCCCCGUCUCCCGCUCCCAGCCCCCCUUCAACCACCACCACCCUCGCUUUGACUGGAGCUCAGUCACCGCUCCCCCACCGCCCGUUCACUCCUUCUCCCGCUCUCGUUCCUCACCUUAUGCCUCACCUCUCCACCGCCAGAGCCAAGCGCACCGAGACAGGGAGCCCCACGCAGGCUUCAGCCCCCAGGCCCCGCCCGCAGGAAACGGCUACCCUUUCCAGCACCCGCAUGCGUCGCACCUGGGGGUCGAGUCGGGCAGACACGGAGCUUCUCAGGUGUACAAAUGCUCAGGGCCUGAGAAGGAGUACCGCAGAUGCUUCUCUCAGGUGUGCGGAGGAGGAGGAGCGCUGGACUCCAGAGCAGAGCAGUGUGCGGCCUUUAACGCCCAAGAGUUCAUGGGUCGCUUCUACAACUGGGAGCCUUUCACUGAGGUUGGUGAGGACAAACAGUGCGAGCUGACCUGCAGACCUGCUGGCUAUAGAUUCUACGUCCGUCAGGCGGAGCGAGUCAGAGACGGGACGCCCUGCUUCAAUGUCAGCACCAACGAUGUCUGUGUAGAAGGACGAUGUCUGUCGGAGGGCUGUGACGGGGUGCUGGGCUCCAGCACUGUGAUUAACAAGUGCGGAGUGUGUGGUGGGCAGGACUCGUCUUGUCGAAAAGUGACGGGAAGCUUCCAAAAUGCCACCGUCACCCUUGGUUACCACAAGAUCCUGGACAUCCCAGCCGGAGCCAGACUCAUUAACAUCACGGAGAGACGAUCCAGCCCCAACUACCUCGCUCUGAGGAGCGGCACGGGGGCAUCAGUGGUGAACGGGCGCUGGGCCGUGGACCCGCCGGGAGAGUAUAAGGCAGGUGGAACCACUUUCACCUACAUCCGACCCAGAGCGCAAUCGGAGGGGAAGGAAGGGAGAGGAGAAUCCCUGAGGGCUCCAGGACCCACCACAACACAGCUGCAGCUCUAUGUUAUUUUCCACAAAGACAACCCGGGCAUUGACUACGAGUUCUACAUCCCUGUGGAGAAAAAGCCAGAGAAGGAAAAGCUGACAGAGAGGGAACGGGAUCCCCCGCUGGAGAUACCCAGAGAGAGGCCACGGGAGCGGGACUCGGAGAGGGCACCCCUUCGCAGUCCCCUGACUGUAUCAAUAGAGGACCCACCUCCUGCUUCUCCUCCUAUUUCGGGCCCUUCUUUUCCCUCCUCCUCCUCCUCCUCCUCCUCCUCCUCCUCGUCUGUAUUUUCUCAACCGUCUUCAGAGCGCUGGACACCUGAGAGGACGCGGCAACGAGGCUCAGCGCCAAACAGGAACGCGCGGAUCCCUCCCCGCACUGACCUGCCCCCCGACACUCAGCUGCCGUUUGUGUGGAGGACAGGUGGCCUCACGCACUGCUCUGCCUCCUGUGGCAAAGGUUUUCAGCAUCGAGCCGUCAUCUGUGUAAAUCGCCAAACAGAUGAAGAAGUCCCAGAGAGGAAGUGUGACUCGGCAGCCAAGCCUGUUCCUGAGGAGGAGCCGUGCAACACACACCCCUGCCCACCAUUCUGGGAGGUCAGCGCGUGGUCGGAGUGCAGUGUGUCUUGCGGGCCGGGCGUGCAGCAGCGGCAGCUCCAGUGCAGGCAGAGCUUUGGAAACCGCUCCACCAUGGUCCACCCUCAGCGCUGCGCUGGUCUCACCAAACCAACGUCCACACAGGCCUGCCAGCUCCAGCUCUGCUCCCACUGGGAGGUCGACUCCGACUGGAGCACGUGCUCAGUAGACUGCGGGAUGGGAAAACGGACCAGAAGUGUGCGCUGCGUCAGUGAUCAAGGCGGUGUGGUGAACGACAACGAGUGCAACUCCAGGGUCCGCCCACAAGGAAGCGAGGAGUGCAAUAUGGGCCCCUGUGUCACCAACUGGUACUUCACCGACUGGUCCAACACUUGCUCGGCGCAGUGUGGCCCUGGGGUGCAGAAGAGAGAAGUGGUGUGCCUCACAAGAGGUGGGGUCAGAGAAGGGGAAGGAGGAGGGGACUGCGUCGCCGAAAAACCAUCAGAGCUGAAGGCCUGUAACAGCGGUCCCUGUGUGCCAACGCUCAUGUGGUUCAGCAGUCCUUGGACAAAGUGUAACGUUCCGUGUGGGGAUGGAACCCAGCGCCGAGACAUCGUUUGUGUGAAGAAAAUGGGAAAUGACUUCACAGUUGUGCCCGCCGCUGAGUGCGCUCAUCUAGAAAAGCCCGUCGCAGUCCAAGAGUGCCAGAUGGGAGAGUGUCAGUCAUCUUGGUUCACAACAGAGUGGAGCGCGUGUUCGCGCUCCUGUGGGAGGGGCUUGCAGGUGAGGGAGGUGCGGUGUCUUACACCAGACAGAAAGCACAGCCAAGCGUGCGAUGCCAGCAGCAAACCCGAACAGGAGCAGGCCUGCAACACAAUACCCUGCGGCCCGCAAGUCACAGAUAAAAACUGCAGGGACAGACGGGAUAACUGCAUGAUGGUGGUGCAGGCCAGAAUGUGCGUGUACCCCUACUACAAAACCGCCUGCUGCGCCUCCUGCACACAGAGCGCUCAGCGGGCCAAGAGACAAUGAGCAGCAGGAAUGAGCAAGAAUGAGCUCAGAAUGCCUGAUGACCCCUGAGAGGAGGAGUCUUUAAAAAUGGACUUGGCAUUCAGAUAACAUUUAGCUCCUUUUUUUCCUGACUCUUCAGGUAAAAAUAUGUGAAAGCAGCCAGCUCCUUCUUCCACAAGUCAGUUGAAUCUAAUUAAAUCUCCACUCUUUUUAUUUUCUUCUACAACACAUUUACUACGUGUAUUAACUGAUGGAGCCUGUUGAUCUCUUGGAAGCUCUCGUCUCUGGCUGUUAAAUGAAAGUGCACGCUUAGGCUGUGUUUCAAGAGCAGAUUUAGCUGCUAUUUAGAUCCCAGCAAAUCCAAAGGAUCUUGAAUUUAGAUCAGUCUGACAUGCAUACUACUACUCACAAAUCGUUACCACAUGAGCUGAAGGUCUCCUGGAGCAGAUCUGUCCACGCAGCCCCCCCCCACCAGCCGAGCUAGAAGGAUCUAUUUACAUGUCGUACUGUUUGCCAAAAAGAUUUCCUCAAGUGUCCUUUAAAUCAGUGUUUGUACAGGUGAACCAAAGGGGUGUGUUGACCAAAACAGGCUGCGGGGAUGGAGCUGUUAAAUAGAAAGUGGGAUUGAUAUGGAUGUUAAACGGCACAACCUCUAGCAAGAGAAAGAUGGUUUAGUUCUUGAACCACAAAGGUUUUUUAUUUGUAAAGAAGGAAACAAAUAGGUUAAGUCAGUAAUGUUAGAGAAGGUUUUUUAUAAAAAGUUCAAUCCUAAAAUGUUUUUUAUUUUUGGUAGAUGUGGGCAUGGGCACCUUUCAGUCAUCAAAUGGCACGUAAAGGAUUUUAAAAAUAACCACCUCCUCUGCUAGAAGAGACUAUUGACUGUAUAAUAGAACUGGACUGAGUGAGUGUAACAUCAUCCGCUUACUUCUGGCUCCAGCAAAAUGAAGCCUAUUUAGCCACCAUUUUUCUGUGAAUGUUGUCAUGUUGGGGCCAGAAAAGUUUGUCGGUUUUUCUUUCCAGUUCUUCUAUAUUGUCAAUGGAAGAGACAAGUGUUUUUCAAAGUAAAAGCAGCAAGUUUUAUCAGCUUUUUGUUCCUCUUUGAAUGUGUUUUUUUUCUUUUUGUAAAAGAGACCAUUGACUGUAUGAAAGAACUGGACGGAGCAAGUGUGACGUCAUCCCUUCUUACUUCUGGCUCCAACGAAAUUAAGCCAGUUCAGUCGCCAUUUUUCCAUGUUGCCAUGUUGGAGCCAGACGACGUUAGUCGGUUUGAGUCCCUCUGAUCAAGUCGUUUCUAUGGCAACUGCUCAUGAGUGAGCUUGUUCAAAGUCCCCGCCCCUUCCACUGAAAGCAGCUUGAGAGAAUCUGUCAAUGAAACGUUCAAUCAAACAUGCUUUACUGAGGCAUCUGAUUGGCCAGUUCAUAAUUUGAAAACUUGUGAUAAAAUAAAAAAUAUUUUUUAAAAAUUUGUUUAGCAAGAAAGUGUCAAAGCCAGAAAUUGUUAUUCUGACAAGUAUAAUGACUGUCUAUUUUUCAGUAAAAGUCUAUGGGAUUUUGGCUUCUUGGCGCCAGCAGGUACAUCCUGUUUGGAACGCCAGGGGGGGGAGGGGUCGCUCAUUCCAGUUCUUAAAUACAGUCAAUGGAGGAGACAAGUGUUUUUCAAAAUAAAAGCAGCAACUUUAAGUUUAGACUUCACUUGCUAGCUCGCUGUUACUUUUAAUGUAUUUUUACAAUUAAAAAAUAAGCACAGCUUUUAACUUGACUGUCAUAACAGCCUUAAAACUAUCACCUUCUUGGAAGAAAAUGUUACAAAUUGGUCCUCUGACUGACUGUACAUCCAGAAUCAGAAGACUGGACAAAGACAGGAUUUUACUAUGUCAGAUGAAAAAUGCAUUUAUCUUAAAUCCUGCUUUUGACUGAUAUAUUUUGCUUAUUGAAGGGGCAACUUCUGUAUAUGUGUGUAAUUAUCCUUUUAAGUCCUUUUCGCUUGCCUUUCCUUCACACAUGGAUGCACACUCAGUCAAGUUUCAGGAAUCUGUAUAUUUGCCAAGUAACUUUGAAUGUUCAUAAUUUCUUGUAUGUAACUAAAAAUACUUGGUGUAGGCUCACGCAUUCGUAUCUGUCGUUUAAUCGUUGAAUUUCUUAUAAGAAGCUUUGUGACGUCUAAUUGUGCUCUGGAUUUAUGAAUGUUUUUGUGCGUCUCUGUAUAGUUAUGUGCCGCACAGCUGUGGCUUUGAAUGUCUCUGUUUUGUUUCUACAACCUUGUAGUAUAAAUUACAUUUUAUAAGUAUAUAAACAAAAGGAUAGUAAUUUAUCUAUGAUAUGAAGAGCAUGUAAUUUAUUUUUAUUCUUAGGAAUUUUUGUUACCACCAGAGUUUAUGUCAUUUUUUUUAUCAUAUCGAAAAACGGAAAAGCAGCGUGCAUAAAAUUAUUAUCUUAAAGCUUCAUUUUAAAUAAAUCUGAAAUUACAGAGAAAUGUGUUGAUGUGUUAUAUUUAUUUUGCUCUUUGAAGGGGAAGUUGCAUUACCAUUUUUGUCCAAAGAGGGGCACCGUUGAGUCUAAAAAAGACCAUAGAUUAGUAGAAAAUGUAAAUAUUUGUUCAUAAAUUAUAUAUUUAAUAACCACAUAUAAGUGGCUUUGCAGUAUGUGUUUAGUUAAGUAGGAAAGGAUCAGAAAAA
Molecule: messenger RNA, 6403 nt
Organism: Oryzias melastigma (Indian medaka)
Lineage: Eukaryota; Metazoa; Chordata; Actinopteri; Beloniformes; Adrianichthyidae
Gene: adamtsl4
Product: ADAMTS-like 4
Biological process (GO): extracellular matrix organization
Cellular component (GO): extracellular matrix
Molecular function (GO): metalloendopeptidase activity
Source: RefSeq, a predicted model, not a curated record